Molecule: messenger RNA, 612 nt
Organism: Saprolegnia diclina VS20
Lineage: Eukaryota; Oomycota; Saprolegniomycetes; Saprolegniales; Saprolegniaceae
Exons: 4
Coding region: 1-612 (203 amino acids)
Molecular function (GO): GTP binding; GTPase activity
Source: RefSeq, a predicted model, not a curated record
AUGGGUCCCGUGGCGUCGACAGUGCGGAAGUCCAAGGUCUCGGAGGACGUGGUGACCCUCAAGAAGAUCAAGGUGCUCCUUCUCGGCGGUCCACAAGUUGGCAAAACCAGCAUCUUUUAUCGCCUCUUGCGCAACCACUUUGAGCCCAGCGAGUCGCGUGUCGACGUUGGAGUCAACAUUGGUCUCAAGUCGAUCGAGCUCGACGGGGGACCAACGAUUGUGAUUGAAAUGUGGGAUGUACCGUCGACGCCGCAUCUCUCCAAGGCGACAACGUACCUUGAAGGUGCCGAUGCUGUCAUCUUUGUCGCAAGCACGACCGACGCCUCGAGCUGCAAGCACGUGCAGGCCUACUACGACGUGCUGCAGGCAAUGUACCCUAGCCCUCAUCCCCACCUCGGGCUCCCGGCAGUGGUCUUUCAGUCCAAAGCCGACUGCCCUGUCAAACAGCCGUUGACGGCCGACGACCAAAUGUGGCACGAGCAAGUGCGACUCGACUGCUUCCCAGUAAGCGCCAAGACCAACGAAGGUCUUGGGGUCGCGCUCAAGCUACUACUGGUGCACGUACUGCCUCCGCGCGACAUCGUCGGCGACCUAGCUUCUCUGGAUGUCUAG